This is a messenger RNA of Polyodon spathula (Mississippi paddlefish), 2990 nucleotides long. Its product is annotated as signal peptide peptidase-like 2A. Gene Ontology annotation, molecular function: aspartic endopeptidase activity, intramembrane cleaving. Gene Ontology annotation, biological process: membrane protein proteolysis. The record is from RefSeq and is a predicted model, not a curated record. Bases 302 to 1936 code for a protein of 544 amino acids. NCBI's taxonomy places the organism in Eukaryota, Metazoa, Chordata, Actinopteri, Acipenseriformes, Polyodontidae. Gene Ontology annotation, cellular component: cytoplasmic side of endoplasmic reticulum membrane; Golgi-associated vesicle membrane; lysosomal membrane. The transcript has 17 exons.
CAGAUCGACCUUUUUCCUACAGAUACAAUAUCGAUGUGCACGAAUCCACAGUCACUAUUAGUAUACAGUGUAACUUGUAUGCUGUAACAACAUGGUUGUGAUUGUAUGGCUGCGGCUGUCACAACUGUUCACUCCCCCAAAAAGGGAUUACCAAGCGGAACAGGAAGUGAAAUAAACUUUAUUCAGAGAUGAUGCUUUUGUCAUGAAGAUUGGGAAGGACCAAAGCGAAAUGGAAAGUAUCUAAAGUUGUCAUAUUCUUAACUGCAACACUAAUGGCCUAACACAAGAGAAGUCUCCAGUCAUGUCGAAAAUACUAGUUGCGAGUAUUUGUGCCAUUUUCUUGUGUGUACAGGUAAACGCUCAAGAAGCAGUCUUGCGUGCAUUUGGACCCUCCGGUGAAAAUGAAUAUUGCAUUGUUUUCAAUUCUUCUUGGACACAUCUUCCACCAUCUCUUAAUAAUGCCACAUUAUACCAGUUGGUUAACUUGACUUCAAGUGUUCUGUGCCAUCAAACUGAUCUUCCUCCUGAGGGUCUGAAUGGAAAGGCAGUGGUGGUAAUGAGAGGAAACUGUACUUUUGAAGAGAAAGCCUUGAUUGCCCAGUCCAGUGGAGCCAGAGCUAUACUGAUUGCCAGCAAGACCAGCCUGAGCACACCCUCAGGAGUCAACGCUGACAAGGGUGUGAACAUUCAGGUUGCCCUUGUCAGGUACAAAGAUGUGCUGAAUAUGCAGAAGGCUUUUAAGGACAAUAUAUCAGUGAAACUUUAUGCACCGUCUGCAGCUCUGUUUGACUACAGUAUUUUGGUCAUAUUAAUUAUCUCCAUGUUCACUCUUGCUCUGGGAGGCUACUGGAGUGGCGCUACAGAACAAGCACCAUGGGAAGCAAAUAUUUGCCAUGCAGCGUAUAAAGUGAUUCUGGUUUUGAUAAACUUAGCAGCUCUAGGAGGAAGGAGGAAAUCUGAGAGCAGUGAUGAGAUCCAGUUCACUCCACUGAAAGUGGUGAUAUUUGUGCUUGGGAUGUGUGGGAUUUUGGUUUUACUUUACUUUUUCUACAAGUGGCUAGUGUAUGUUUUGAUUGCUAUGUUUUGCAUUGCAUCUGCAAUGGCUGUGUACGGCUGUCUGGCUGCACUGGUACAGAUGAUACCGUGUGGCCAAUGCAGCUUUUCUUUCCGGGACAAAACCAUUGAAAUUCGAUUCUUCUUUCUUGCUGCUUUCUGCAUUGCAGUGUCUGUAUUUUGGGCAGUUUACCGGAAUGAGGACAGGUGGAUUUGGAUUUUGCAGGACGUGUUGGGAAUCGCAUUUUGUCUUAAUUUUAUGAGGAUGUUAAAAAUCUCAAGCUUCAAGAUCUGCGUUACAUUGCUGAGCCUCCUGCUUGUUUACGAUGUGUUCUUUGUUUUCAUCACUCCCUUUUUCACAAAGAACGGUGAAAGCAUUAUGGUUCAGGUUGCUGCUGGCCCAGGAGCCACUGGUGAAAUGAGAGGUGGAAACAUGGUGGAAGUCCCUGCUGAACCCACAGCUCCCAAUGAGAAACUGCCCAUUGUCAUGAGAGUUCCCAGACUUUCAUCCCCGACUCAGUACCUGUGUGGAAUGGAAUUUUCUCUUCUUGGAUACGGAGACAUUAUUGUGCCAGGAUUGCUGGUUGCUUAUUGCCACAGGUUUGAUGUGUGGAACAACAACCCUACAAAGAUCUACUACAUAUCCUGCACAAUAGCCUAUGGUGUGGGUAUGAUAAUGACAUUAAUUGUGAUGGUCUUCUCAAAGAUGGGGCAGCCAGCUCUGCUCUAUCUAGUGCCAUGUACUCUACUUACCAGUGCUUUGGUUGCCUGGAGACGCAAGGAAAUGAAACGGUUUUGGGCAGGAACCGUUUAUGAGAUGGAGGAGAAUCCUGUGGCCAUAUCCAGUAAUGAAAGUGAAGUAAUCGUACAUCCGAAAGAGUAGCAUUGCUGUUUAUUUUCUUCUUUGUUUUAUGGGUAAUGCUUUAAAGUUCAGGUUUCAUUAAAUAAGAAUUCAUUUGGAAUAGUGCAUGAGCAAGUAAUUCAUUUAUAUUAAAUUCAAAAUGAACAUGAAACUCCAACCCUAACGAAUGGAUGGGGGGGGGGGGGGGUUGUGGUAUCCCAAACGUGUUAUUAUAUAACUGCAUGUUGACUGUAUCAUUCAUUUGAAUUCCUAUCACAGUACUGUACUUUGUAUCUCUUAUUAAUGCAAUAUUCAAAAUGAAUUAUUUUUUAAAUAACUAAACCUAUUUUAAAGUAUUGCCUUUUAAUGCACUUGAAUGGAAGAGAUUUUGGACUGAUCUGAUUUGAACAGUAAUAAUAAUACUACACUUUUGGUAGAAAAAAGGCAAUUGUGCCUUGCUCGUCAUCUAAUACAGUAUCUAUGCAAUUGUUGAAGUGUUAAAGCCUUGAUAUAGCAAUGCUGUUGUACCAAUUCCACAGUUUUGUCUCUGAAAUAGCAGUAAAUCUUUCUGCUUUGUCUUCUAAUACAUUUUACAGUCGUCAUAUUUAAUGUCUGAAUCCUCAACACUGGUUGUAAUUGUUAUUUUGUUUAUUCUCACCACUAACAGAGUGCAAUUCUAAGAGUGUUCUUUACAAGGGCUAGCGUUUUCUUUUGAAAGAUUAUCACACAUCUCUGCUGGUGAAACCAGCUGUAUAUAUCUACUGUAGGUCGUUUAACCUUUGAUUUAAUAAGCAUAAGGCUAUGUUUGAUGGUACAUGACAUGCCCUGCAUAUUGUUUUUUUGUUUUUUUAAAUACACUUGAAUUGCAUUGGAUUAGAUAUUCAUGUUUUCUGAGCUCUGUUUGCUGUAUUGCUCCAAGAGUACAAUGUUUGAGCUGCUGUUGCUCGCUAUAAGAAUACCAUUAUAUUUGAAAGCCAUUUGCCUUUCUUUUGCAAUUUACAAAUGUAAGUAUGCAGCACUGAUCAAACUUGUGAAUGCUGUCGCUCUUUUUAUUCUGGUGAUGUUGAUUAGUUUUAAAUUAAAAUUUCAAAGUAAA